AUGGUCCUUUGCGAAGAUCCGGCAACUCCCAAGAAGCCAGUCAUCUCAAUUUUGGGAGCUGGAAUGAUGGGAGCUGGCAUUGCUCAGGUUUGCAUUCAAAAUGGUUAUCCGGUGCAUUUAUAUGGUAGAUCGGAGGCGAAACUUUUGGAGGCCAAGGAGAAGUUGAAGAAGAAUUUGAUCAGAAUUGCCGGAAAGAAGAAUUCGGGAAUGGAGCCGGAAGGUUUGGCUCAGAUUGCGGAUGUUCAAUUGGCGAAUUUGCAUAUUUUUACGGAGGUGAGAGAGAAAAGGGGCUGGGCUUCUAGGCUAAGGCUUCUAGGGGCUAAGGCUUCUAGGCUAAGGCUUCUAGGUUAAGCCUUCUAGGCUAAGCCUUCUAGGCCAAGGCUUCUAGGCUAAGGCUUCUAGGCUAAGGUUUCUAGGCUAAGGUUUCUAGGCUAAGGCUUUUAGGCUAAGGCUUCUAGGCUAAGGCUUCUAGGCUAAGGCUUCUAGGCUAAGGCUUCUAGGCUAAGGCUUCUAGGCUAAGGCUUCUAGGCUAAGGCUUCUAGGCUAAGGCUUCUAGGCGAAUUCUAGGUCUAAGGAUUCUAGGCUAAGGCUUCUGAAGCUUUUCUAGGGGUCCUUAGGCUUAGGGGCUAAGGCUUCUAGGCUAAGGCUUCUAGGCUAAGGCUGUUAGGCUAUGGCUUCUAGGCUAAGGCUUCUAGGCUAAGGCUUCUAGGGGCUAAGGCUUCUAGUCUAAGGCUCCUAAGCUACCGAAAUUGCGUCAACAUAUUUUUGAUCUACCGAAAUCGCGUCAGCAAUUUAUUUCGUGCUGCAAAGUUUCGUCACAAGCUUAAUUUGAAAGUGGAAAUUUUGAUAAGCCUACAAAAAAUGCGCCAGCAAAAUUUUGAUUGACGAAUUCCAGUUAGCAACUUUAGGGUUUACAAAGUUCUUGUCAGCAUAACCAAACUGCAAAAAAUGCGCCAGCAAAAUCCCUAGCCUACAAAAUAUGUGUCAAUCUCACCCCAUCCCAAAAUUUUCCAGAUCUCCUCCGCCGUCGAAGAAUCCUCAAUGGUAAUCGAAGCGGUCGCCGAAAACCUCGACCUCAAACUCGAACUCUUCGAAACCGUCCAAAAAACCUGCCCAAAGAACUGUCUCCUCAUAACCAAUACAUCCUCCUUGAAGCUCGCUCAAAUGACUCCAGUCAUUCAGGAUCCUUCACUCUUCGCUGGUUUGCAUUUCUUCAAUCCAGUCCCAGUCAUGAAAUUAGUCGAAGUUGUUUCCACUGAUGAAACAUCUGAUGAGACUAAAACUACACUCUUCGAAUUCUGCAAAGAGAUUGGAAAACUUCCAGUUGCAGCGAAAGACACUGCUGGAUUUAUCGUAAAUCGAUUAUUGAUUCCUUAUUUGAUGGAUAGUAUUCGAAUGUUGGAACGAGGCGAUGCUACAAAAGAAGAUAUUGAUACUGCGAUGCGAUUCGGAACAUCUUAUCCAAUGGGACCAAUUGAACUUUGCGAUUAUGUUGGACUUGAUAUUCUUCAGAGCACCCUCAAGAGUAAGUUAGCGGAACUCGGAUAAUUGAAUUUAACUUUUUUCCAGUUUUCCGUGAAAGUGUUCCUGGAGACAAUCGAUUUGCUCCAUCUGAACUAAUGGAUAAAUUGGUGGCUGAAGGAAAAUUGGGAAGGAAAACCAAGCAAGGAUUCUACACUUAUUGA
Molecule: messenger RNA, 1685 nt
Organism: Caenorhabditis angaria
Lineage: Eukaryota; Metazoa; Nematoda; Chromadorea; Rhabditida; Rhabditidae
Source: the annotation of a GenBank genome assembly